CAAGAUGGAAUAGCAUGCCGUUUAUGGAUGCAGCUUCUAAAAAGAGUGUGCUACGCUGGAUAAAGAGGGUGAAAGUGUUUGCAGAUGUGGAUGCAGGGUUCCAUCCAACCCCAAGCAAGACGAAACUUGUGGAGGAUCAUCCUUUUACGACUGCGUUAAAGCAACUUGGCAGCAUGGAAGAGGAUACAGUCCCAACAGACGUGAAAACAACGAUAUACUUUCAAAGCAAGGUGUUGGAGCCUCCUCAGGUCAUUGCCGAAUUUGCAAACUGGACGAAGAGAAUGCAUGAAGAAUUUGACCGGGAGGUCGAAUUUGGAGACGAUCCCACAUACGUCAUUGGCCAAAGUGAAUUGAAAAAGCUUCUAAAGGUCGAAAAAGAAGUUCUCUGUUUUCACAAGUGCCUCAAAGAUCCGCGUGGGGACUGGAGAGCGGGCGAUAUGGUGAAGCUACAGAAAGAGCUAUACAAAGGCAAGCAAAAUUUCUACGGUGUCAUCGAGUGGUUCUUCUGCGAUGGAAUCGACGAACAAUACGGGGAAGUGAAGAUGGUUUGCAGGCCCGUGGAGCUGCUGACUACGGAAGAAGAGAGCAAGAUUGAGACGGCACAGAUUUGCAGCUUCAAGCUCAACAGGUGCAGGUGGUUCCCUUGCACCGUUCUGAAUUCGGAAAAGUGCCACCGCAUGACUCCAAGUGAGUGGCAUACACAGGAGAAUCGGCUGAAGGGAAAGCUGCCGGCGAGUGUUUGGGGGGAAACAUCUGCAUCGGAGUAA
Messenger RNA from Selaginella moellendorffii, 767 nucleotides. RefSeq lists its product as uncharacterized. The transcript has 6 exons. Lineage: Eukaryota; Viridiplantae; Streptophyta; Lycopodiopsida; Selaginellales; Selaginellaceae. Bases 15 to 767 code for a protein of 250 amino acids. The record is from RefSeq and is a predicted model, not a curated record.